This is a messenger RNA of Opisthorchis viverrini, 1047 nucleotides long. RefSeq lists its product as hypothetical. Lineage: Eukaryota; Metazoa; Platyhelminthes; Trematoda; Opisthorchiida; Opisthorchiidae. The record is from RefSeq and is a predicted model, not a curated record. The transcript has 6 exons. Bases 1 to 1047 code for a protein of 348 amino acids.
AUGGAAGGCCUUCAUGCGAGAAACCAAUGGGAGCAGAAUAACCCUUACGCCAGCACAAUUUCAAAGGCCACAUGUGGCCGAAAUCGCUCAGGACACGGGUGGAACUCUGAACUCGUCGCUAAAGCACUUUUUUCGGCGAACAAUAAUUUGGCAUACACAAUACAUUACCAAACCAUUGUAGCCUUUGAUACUGGGCACGCUCUUCGACCGAAGUCCCUGUUACACAACCGAAUUCCCUAUAGUAGAGGUAAACCAAAGGUAAACACAUUAUUUCUCGAGGCCGAUGAAAACUGCCAGACAGCCACCGGCGUGCUGUAUCGAGAAGCUAGCGCUGCUCUAUGCUUCUCGGGGCUUCAUCAAACACAACAUUUACGACUAUUAUCUGUACUGUUCCAUUACAUUGUGCAUUCAUAUUCCUGUUUCGUAGCCACGAUGAUUAGUCGCCCGACGCUCGAAAAGGAAACAUUUGCAUCUGCAGAAACCAUCCGGUACCCAGCUGCUCUACCAUCCAAAGUGCGAGAGCUGAGACACUGUCAGACAUUCACCCAGGCGAUUUGGAUAGAAACUGACAAGAACGCCACUGACAUCGGUUGGCAGCCAUAUCUUGUAGUGCCUCCAACCAGGCACAGUGAGGAUCACGCGCAGCGCAAUCAGGGUUCCGUAAAACCUGUCUUUGAUGGCGUCGGGGCUACAGUCAGUUGGGGCGUAGGCAGACACGAUAAACGUACAUCUAUCAGCUUGCCGCUUGUGAGACUCCUUCACAGACGUUGCCAGACGAACCGCACAGAGGGGACUAUCAACAGGUGUCCAGUCAACACAAUACCAACCCCUGCACAUCCCACCGCAGCAACAUCUGGAUCACAAGAGGUGCGCAGCCGGAAGCGAGUGGAGACUGACGGGGCAGUUAGCUCAAUCACUGCGCUUGCAUCUUGGAUUCUCGUUUCUGAGAAACAGCACACAUCAAUGCCAAGCGAGUCCAGUGUGAGUGCAAGAGCAGCUUGUUGUCCUGUUUGCUUCAGAGUGCGGACAUUGAACGCGGCCAGAUAG